This is a messenger RNA of Spinacia oleracea (spinach), 1264 nucleotides long. RefSeq lists its product as uncharacterized. The transcript has 5 exons. NCBI's taxonomy places the organism in Eukaryota, Viridiplantae, Streptophyta, Magnoliopsida, Caryophyllales, Amaranthaceae. The record is from RefSeq and is a predicted model, not a curated record. The coding region runs from base 340 to 588 and encodes 82 amino acids.
AUUUCCCAUAAACAAAAACUAAAAACUUCCAAGAGUUGGAAGUUUGGAACCCUUGAGUCCUUAACCUACUCUCAAUCUCUCACGCCAGAAUCACAUCAAUCUUCCUCCCCCCAAAACCUCUCGUAAUCCCGCGGUUCCCACAAAUGGUGAUACUGUAGAAAGGAACAAUAUGCUCAGCUUGGAAUUACAGCGCUCAAAGAUUUCCUACUUGUUCAAUCAAUGGUCUUCUCACCAUCUUUGAUUCUCCUGACGCUGCUUCCUCUUCUCCCUUCUCUCCUUCUUCCUCUUUUCAGGUACAUGAGGGUAGCAUUGUGAAGGUCGCAUGGGUUCCUCCAGAGUAUGGAGAUGCCAUCGCGUGCAUUUUGGAUGAUGGGACAUUAUCAUUGUGGGAAGAAGUUAGGAGAUGCUGCUUUACAAGCCUUAACAGGAAGAUGGGGGAAUUACUUGAGAUCCUUGUGGCAACAGCUGGGAAGGACUACCUGUAGAAAUUCUCGUAUUGUUGGCAUAACAUUGGCAACUAUGGAUUUGAUUGGUCAGUUGUCUGGAGACUUGCAACUUUGUCAGAACUCCGAAUUCUGGAUCCUAUAACCAAAGGCUAUGUAGGUCCUCUACCUCCAAGUAUCGGGCCUGCAAGUAUCAGGCUUACAAACUUGUGAGAAGCUUAGAUAUUUCUCUUAUAAUGUCAACAUUCAAACCUUUUGUACUGCUUUUUCUUAACUACUAACUUUGUAAUGUUAACAACUGGCAAGGCUUACAAACUACUAACAUUCAAACCCAUUUCUUCCUGCAUUUGUGAUUUCACAAAAUUCACACAUGACUUUUGAUUGCCCUAUCACAUUGGUGUCUUAGUGUUCUCGCCAAUCGGAAAUGCUUGAAUGUGGCUAUUACGUCAUGAAGUACAUGUGUUAAAUAGUUUUACUUGGAUUACAAAGUAUUGGUAAUCUGGAAGAGGUACGUGUAUUUUUUUGUUAUUAUAGCUUUAUUGAUCAUUUUUUACUACGCGUUAGCUUUUAUCAAAACUUACUAAUAAUAAUAAAUUAUUUUGUUGAAGUAUAGAUAUUUUCUCCAAUCUCGUACACUCAAGAAGAGAUCGAUGAUGUUCGAAAAAAAUGGAGCAGAUAUUUUAUUAGUAGUUGUUUGUAGUCAUUUUCUAGUUUUCAGAGAUAGAAAACUAUAACAAGUUGUAGGUUAAUUUUUUGGAAUACAUUAUUUAUAGUUGUUGAACCAAAUUUCUUGUUUGAAUUAAUACAAAUUCUUUUUACAA